UUUACAUUGUGCGAUAACACAAUAAGUACAUUGUACUUGUUUUUGACGUGAAUACACAAAAGACAACUGAUAUAAAGUGCGACCUUAAUGUAUUAGUAUUAUUAAUAUGCAUUUUAGUUUUGAAAGAGUCUCUGCUACCCCAUCAGAGGAGAAUUUGGUUAUCUCAACAGCGAGUGUCUGGUUUUGCUCAACUGAAAUGCACCUGUUUACGAGUUCAUAUGUGAAAUUCGCAAGGAAUUCUCACAGACUGACCGUGAAACGACGAAAGAGCUCAAGAAACUACGAGAAGCGCGAAGGAAACUGCUCAGACGGAGGAAAAGCGCAUUCCGCGCACCGAUGGACUCUCUCAGAUCACCCUAUCAGGUGCAAAACCACUGACAGGUUUCCACCCACCACCAACCCAAAACCCCUCAGUGCGCUCCAGCCCUCUUCGGCACACAGACAGACAGACAGUCCCGUCCCAUCACCCAGCGCUCUUCCAGGAUUUGCCAGGCGCAUUUCGUGUAAAAAAAAAUAAAAAAAACUACUUGGAUGACAGUGAAGCAACAUCUAAAGAAGAUACUUAUAACCCUAACUCAUCUACCCUGACAGCUUGGACUUGUUGGGAAAGUUUUCCCCCUCUUCAAACAAUGAACACGGGAAGCUUGGAAUGAUCCACGUAAGGUGUGCGCUAUCCGGUGUCCUCGGCAGGUACGAACGGAAUUUAUCUUUGUUAUAUCGCCUACUGGAUCAAGAAUAAGCACGAAAGCUCGCGGAUUGUUCACCGAGGAGGAGACACCCCUCGUCAGUCUUUUCCAAUUCAAUCUUUUGCGCGCUUUGGCGAGAGAGCGCGGCGCGCGCGGACCGCGGAGGGACCACACGGAAGACACUGAUUUGCGUUUAUUGCGAUCUUUUUUCAAACAAGAAACAGCCUCAUGCUGCUUUUACACGUCCUGCAUCUCUCUUUUCCCUGGGAUUGCACCUCUCCUCCGGGAUUUUGUGUGUGAGACACUGGCGGGGCUCCGCGCGCCACUUACUGGAGCGGCAAACGCUGGAAACAGGUGUAUUUGACCAAGAUGUCGGUCCUGCCGUCAAGGUUCAUCUACGUGUGUUUACAUUUACUGGUCCUCUACUUCCAGUUGCAGGAAUCUCACCAGAGUUCCGCCGACUUCCGGUUCUACAUCGAGAACCACACUCGAGACGACGUGAGUCGGAAGCAGGUACGGAUAUAUCAGCUCUACAGCAGAACCACUGGGAAACAUGUGCAGAUCCUGGGCAAGAAGAUCAACGCCAAUGGAGACGAUGGGGGCAAGUACGCUCUACUUGUUGUGGAAACAGAGACAUUCGGGAGUCACAUUCGAAUAAAAGGGAAAGAGAGUGGAUACUACAUCUGCAUGAACAAGAACGGCAAAAUUAUUGGAAAGCCCAAUGGGAACAACCAGGAGUGCGUCUUCGUGGAGGAAUAUUUGGAGAACAACUACACGGCGCUGGUGUCAGCCAAGUACAAAGGCUGGUAUUUGGGUUUCAAUCGGAAGGGUCGACCCAAAAAAGGCUCCAAGACCACGCAGACGCAGCAGGAAGUGCAUUUCAUGAAGCGCCACCCCAAAGGAAAAGUGGACCCUCUGGAGGAGUUCCGUUACACGACGGUAACCAAACGGACACGAAGGGCGCGGCGUUUAAAAACCAACCCUAAAACGAACUGAGUCGGUGAGGAUGAGGACACUACGUGCUUCUUGCCUAACAAACACCUUUAUCUUAUCCGAAACAGGAAAAGGAAGAGGACGCAAAUGAGCAAUUGCUACGAAAAAAAAGACAAGAAGCUUAAAAAAAGAUUUUAUUUUUAUAUCGAGUUUCUCCCAGCAGUUGAAUGUGGGUCUUUUUUUAAAAUGUAAUAUUGGUGUAUGUUAUUUUAUUUAUACUGGAUUAACUAAGGAUGACCUAUAAGGAACUAGCGUCUCCUGCUUUGACUUUUGGAAUAGCGACGAGAGCAAACCGCACCGCCUGGGAAACCGCCUUUUUUAUUUGCCCCUGAGAACAAGGAUCCAAUAUUUUCCACUGGAAUGGGCUGUCAUGGAGAGAAAGAUAACAUGGUCAUGUGACCUUUGCGAGCCUCCAUAGGUAAACGUGAAGCUUUGAGUGCAAUAUUUUAAAGAUCCGUGUCGGAUGCUUUUCUCGUCUGAGCGGACACCGAACGUGCAGAACGCUUUGAUAUUUUUGUUUGAUAUUCUGUGAUUCAGCUUAGAUCAACAUGCAUUGACUAGCUACAUAUCAGCAUUAGCUGUGGUAAUAGUGUGUGUGAGAACCAACGGACGGAAACCGGAAUACGUUUUUCGGGAAUUGCUGUACAGCUGGAUAUUUGCCGUCACCCUGUGCCCUUUCUAAAAUUUAGCUACCAAAACAUGUUUAAAGUCCAGGUAUGACGCAUUGCUCUUAAUGUCCCUGAUGCUCUUUUAAGUGUGGGAUUUUGACUACUUCCAGGUCAUUAAGCCAAUGAAAUCGGUCCACCUGACAAUCGGUCAUGUUCUAUGUAUUCUAGAACACUUGCUCUCAGUUCUAGAAGGUUGGAGACACACAGAGGAAAUCCCUUCUGCAGACGCUGGACUCCGGCCACUGUUGGUGCGGUCGACUCUCCAUAUGGGUAUAGCUGUAGUAUUCACACGUCUAUAUACUCAUCGUCUGUCAGACGUUACUAACAAUCAUGACACACGUACGAUUAAAAAAAAAAUGUAUGCAAAAAAUAAUAAUUUUAUUACUAUUAUAAAAUAUUUAUUGCCUUUCUCUGUAAAUAUGACUUGAUGAAUUUAUUUGACCUCUGUUAAUAAUAAUAAAAAAAGAGGACUAUAUAUGGAA
This is a messenger RNA of Pimephales promelas (fathead minnow), 2829 nucleotides long. It is a transcript of the gene fgf24, whose product is annotated as fibroblast growth factor 24. NCBI's taxonomy places the organism in Eukaryota, Metazoa, Chordata, Actinopteri, Cypriniformes, Leuciscidae. Gene Ontology annotation, molecular function: growth factor activity. The record is from RefSeq and is a predicted model, not a curated record.